Molecule: messenger RNA, 1259 nt
Organism: Cuscuta campestris
Lineage: Eukaryota; Viridiplantae; Streptophyta; Magnoliopsida; Solanales; Convolvulaceae
Source: the annotation of a GenBank genome assembly
UGUAAAUCGGAAGAUAUAUGUAUGCGAAGAACAAAAAACAAUAAAUAUCACACAGUUUAAAACUAUAUUCGUUUUAAUUAAAACAAGAUUAAAUCAAACCUGUGCCAAAAACAAUCCAAAAAUUCGAGGUUGAACAAAACACAAUUGGAAAUGAAUCCAUGUCUGCAUCGCCAAGAACAAAAUGGUUUUUUGGUGAAUAUAUGAGAGAGAGUUGAGGCUAUGAGGAUGGUUACCAGCGCCAUCAACCUAGCUAGGAAGAUGACACAACGCAGCCUAUACAACCACAUUUUGCCGCUGAGGUUUCCGGCAUGGAACCCGGAAUCCAAUGACAAGUUUACCUGCGACGUUGUGUUUUCAUACAUCAACGACAACAAUCCAACCUUCUCGAGCAACGCCCAUGAAAAGGGCAUUCAUGUCAUUGUCGCAGUUAAGAAGUUUCCGAACUUUGCCAUGUUAGAGGGCGUGAUGAAGAUGCCAUCCCGGAGCCGUGUAGUUACUGUCUAUGUAGCUGCCCUUGUAGAAUUCCCUGGUGUUGCUUGUGAUCUCUUGCCCGGCCGCCGAUUGAAUCAUCGAAGCGGCGGGAUGGCCGCCGGGGCAGCGGGCGACGGGCUACUGCGCGGCGUAUUCGAGGGGAGCAUCUCCGGCCACGACUCCGACAUCCAACGCCGCCCCUAUCACAAGAACUGCGGCUGCGCCCUGCACAAAUCGCGCGGCGGCGGAGGCCGCCGUUGCUCCCAUUCGCCGUCCCACGUGUCUUACCCCAUCCGGCGCUCCUGGAGCGAGGGCUGUCUGGCUUUGGCUGUGGCCUCCUCCCGAUCGCCUUCUCCGCGCUGCUCUGCCACCGCCUCAAUCGCGCGGAAGAGACACAAAUCUAUGGUCUUUUCUAUCGAAGAAGAAGAACAACAACAUGAAUUCGACGGCGAGUCGCCGACGACAGUAAUUGGCAAUACAGGAACCGCUAAUUAGGCAUCGACGCCGGCCGUAUUUUGACCUUUUUCUAUUUUUCUUUGGAGAUCUAAAUUUUACUCCGUCUCGCUUAUUAACACCGUCCAAAAAAUAGGCCUAUUUUUCUUUUAAAAAAUGUCGCCUUUUUAGAUUUCUAAGAUUGGUGUAUUUGUUUCUAUAUUUUAAAUGUUUUAUUCAGGCAUUAUUAUUUUUGCUUUCCUCCGCAUAAUUCCUAACUUUACAAUUUUAAAUGGAGUAUGUUCGGUGAAUUUAUUUAUGAUUAAUGAAGAUUUUAAUAAAUAAUUACUUCAUCU